This is a messenger RNA of Drosophila rhopaloa, 684 nucleotides long. RefSeq lists its product as uncharacterized. The record is from RefSeq and is a predicted model, not a curated record. Lineage: Eukaryota; Metazoa; Arthropoda; Insecta; Diptera; Drosophilidae.
AUGAAGCUAACACGGAUCUGUUUUCUGGUUAGCAUUGUUGUCCUGCAAUAUGCGAAGCACAGUGAAGGGUGCAAUGAAGGUGGUCAGAAGGAACAUAAACAACCUCAUCGAGGUGGCCCAUGACCCAUGAGAACUACUAAAAGACGUGAGACACCAAUGCCUAGGUCUUACACCAUCAGACAUACAGAGCCUCAAGAAGCAAGAAGACCGAAAUCUACAAGGGAAAUUCCUAGUGGCCGCAUUCAUCCAAAGACUCUACCCCACUGUACUGACAAAACUUCUAAGAUUCUACCCCACUGUACUAAGAAAACAACUAAGUGGACCAAUCCACCUUGUACUAAGAAGACUACUGAAAGGACCAAUCCACCUUGCUCAAAGAAAACUUCUGAAAGGACCAAUCUACCUUGCACAAAUAUGACUCCUAAAAAGAAACUCUGUGAAUGUAGUACCCGUCCACCAGGUUGGAAUCCUGGCGGUCCUAUUCAGACAACAGCUUCAACGACCUCUCAAAAACGUUGUGGUUGCAAUUCAGAACACCCACCUUCGACAACAACCAAGAAACCUUGCGGCUGUGGUCCUAUAAUACCUAUACCCAAAAUUCCGGGUCCUUUUGGACCUCGGCCUGUCAUUCCCAACAGAGGAGGAAACAGUUGUGGCUCCCCCGAAUGUAUUCUAUUACGAUAA